AUGGCUAUCGUGAAAGUACGUGGAACCCUAAAAGACGGUUUAUUUACUCCAAUAUCGAAGAGGCCAAGAGUUGAUGAUUUUGGAAAUCUUCCCAAUGGGCGUGGAUCAUAUAGAGUUAUGGUGCAAAGUAGUGAAAGUGAAGAUCACAAUUCUCUACUUGAUCGUGAUUUGGUUAAAUCAUCAAAAAAUCUCCAGCAAGGUAAGAGAAAUGAUGGGAUUUCGCAUUUUUCUAUUACAGCUACACCACGAGAAAUUUUGCUCUUACCACAAAGUGUAUUGAAAAGUAACUCUGUAAAGAGCAAGGAGGAUCGGAACACUAACCUAUCAAUCCGCCAGGGGUUAAGGAAGCGACAACCUUUGUCUGAUGAAUACCGACCUAAAAGGACGGCUGUAUGUGGAAAUUUUGAUUUUAGUCACCAGCAUGUGCAGGAAGAUAAAGAUAAUACCGAGGUGAAGAAGGAUCUUAAUGUGAUCGAAGAUACUUUGGCCAAAUCCAAGAAACAAAAUUGGAGCAACGAAUAUCAGCACAAAGUCAACACAGUGUCCAAAAAUGUUGUUACAACUUUUAAUUCAAAAAAUAGUCAUUUCGUCUUGGGGAGAAAGAGACAACCACUGUGGGACCACCAGCAACCUUACCAGACGAGUAUGCAUGCGGAGUUUACUAGUCAAAAGUCGGUGGAAGUGGAAAAUAAAAAUCGUAACAAGGUCAAGGGGGCUUUGGAAGCCUAUAGAGAGAUAUUGACUAAGUCCGAGGCACAAAACUGUAAUUGGAGUUACAUUAAAGCAGCAAUGGAUCUCAAAAAACAAGGAAAAUGGGUUAACAAGAUGAAGCAAGUAGGAUCGAUUGCAGGAGUAAAAGUUGGUGAUAGGUUUCGACAUAGAGCUCAACUAACCAUUGUUGGUCUUCAUCAACAAUUUACAUGUGGUAUUGAUUAUAUGUGGAGGAAUGACGGAAAAAUUUUGGCCACAAGUAUUGUUGAUUCUGGUCGGUAUGUUAACAAUUUGCAAUCUUCUGAUAUACUGAUCUACUCUGGUCAAGGUGGAAAGUCUCUGUUUCAUAAAACUAAACCGACAUAUCAAACUAAACCGACAGAUCAAAUAAUGCAAGGUGGAAACCUUGCAUUAAGGAAUAGCAAAGAAGAAGGAACUCCUAUAAGGGUAAUUCGAAGGUUGAAACAUUCUAAGGGUUCGUGUUAUGUUUACUAUGGAUUAUACACUGUAGAAAGAGUUCUGCAAGAAAGACAACUUGGUAUUAUGAUCUAUAAAUUUAUGUUGAGAAGGAAGUCGGGACAACCAGAGCUUUCAUUUGACAGUAGUUGA
Rosa chinensis is the source of this 1320-nucleotide messenger RNA. RefSeq names its product YDG domain-containing protein At5g47150-like. Lineage: Eukaryota; Viridiplantae; Streptophyta; Magnoliopsida; Rosales; Rosaceae. The transcript has a single exon. The coding region runs from base 1 to 1320 and encodes 439 amino acids. The record is from RefSeq and is a predicted model, not a curated record.